UUCAUGCCACGUCUUACUCUUGUUUUCUAAAUUCUGUGGAAACAGAAACAGGCUUCAACAGAAAAGAGAGAGGAAUGAAGAGCCUUUUGCUUCAAUUUUUGCUCCUUAUAACGUUUUCUUCUGCAUUUCCUACAGACCGAAAGAUGGACACUGAAGAGAACAUGAGGCUGGCGCAGGCAUAUCUCAACCAGUUCUACUCUCUUGAAAUAGAAGGGAGUCAUCUUGUUCAAAGCAAGAACAGGAGUCUCUUAGAUGGCAAAAUUCGGGAAAUGCAAGCAUUUUUUGGAUUGGCAGUGACUGGACAACUGGACUCAAACACUCUUGAGAUCAUGAAGACACCCAGAUGCGGGGUGCCUGACGUGGGUCAGUAUGGCUACACCCUCCCAGGGUGGAGACAAUACAACCUCACAUACAGAAUCAUAAACUACACUCCAGAUAUGGCACGAGCAGAUGUGGACGAGGCUAUCCAGAACGGCCUAGAAGUGUGGAGCAGAGUUACUCCACUGACAUUCACCAAGACUUCCAAGGGGAUUGCAGACAUCAUGAUUGCCUUUAGGACCCGAGUCCAUGGCUGGUGUCCUCGUUAUUUUGAUGGCCCCUUGGGAGUCCUCGGCCAUGCCUUUCCUCCCGGUCUGGGUCUGGGUGGAGACACUCACUUCGAUGAGGAUGAAAAUUGGACCAAGGAUGGAGCAGGAUUCAACCUAUUUCUUGUGGCUGCUCAUGAAUUUGGUCAUGCUCUGGGACUCUCUCACUCCAAUGAUCAGACAGCUUUGAUGUUUCCAAAUUAUGUCUCCCUGGAUCCUAAUAAAUACCCACUUUCUCAGGAUGAUAUCAAUGGAAUCCAAUCCAUCUAUGGCAGUCUACCUAAGACAUCUGCUAAGCCAAAGGAGGCCAUUGUACCCCAUGCCUGUGACCCUGAUUUGACUUUUGACGCUAUCACCACCUUCCGCCGAGAAGUAAUGUUCUUUAAAGGCAGGCACGUAUGGAGGAUCUACUAUGAUAUCACUGAUGUGGAAUUCGAACUGAUCUCUUCAUUCUGGCCGUCCCUGCCGAGUGAUGUUCAAGCCGCAUAUGAGAGCCCCAAAGAUAAGAUCCUAGUGUUUAAAGAUGACAACUUCUGGAUGAUCAGAGGAUAUGCUGUCUUGCCAGAUUAUCCCAAACCCAUCCAUACACUUGGCUUUCCAAGACAUGUGACAAAAAUUGAUGCAGCCCUCUGUGACCACAGUGCCAGAAAAACCUACUUCUUUGUGGGCAUUUGGUGUUGGAGGUAUGAUGAAGUGACCCAAAGCAUGGACAAAGGGUUCCCACGGAGGGUGGUGAAAUUCUUCCCAGGAGUUGGUCUCCGAGUCGAUGCUGCUUUCCAGCAUAAAGGAUUCUUCUAUUUCUUCCGUGGAUCAAAGCAAUUUGAGUAUGACCCCAAGGCAAAGAACAUCACCAGAAUAAUGAAAAUCAAUACCUGGUUUCGGUGUAAAGAACCAUUAAAUGCAUCAUCUGAUUUUAGUAUCAGUGAGGAAGGAGUCCAUUCAGGAGGAGCAGAGAUGUUUUAUCAUAAGAAUUUAAACUUGCUUAUUUUUAGUAUUGUUCAUGUGCUGAAAAAAAUCUAUAGUUAUCAAUAAAUUCAUGGACCAAAAAUAAACCUCCAGAGGUCUUUUAA
Messenger RNA from Neomonachus schauinslandi (Hawaiian monk seal), 1654 nucleotides. It is a transcript of the gene MMP27, whose product is annotated as matrix metallopeptidase 27. Lineage: Eukaryota; Metazoa; Chordata; Mammalia; Carnivora; Phocidae. Gene Ontology annotation, cellular component: extracellular matrix. The transcript has 10 exons. Gene Ontology annotation, molecular function: metalloendopeptidase activity; zinc ion binding. Bases 75 to 1616 code for a protein of 513 amino acids. The record is from RefSeq and is a predicted model, not a curated record. Gene Ontology annotation, biological process: proteolysis; extracellular matrix organization; collagen catabolic process.